Molecule: messenger RNA, 1062 nt
Organism: Scutellospora calospora
Lineage: Eukaryota; Fungi; Glomeromycota; Glomeromycetes; Diversisporales; Gigasporaceae
Source: the annotation of a GenBank genome assembly
AUGAAUUCACAACAAGUAGACGCAAAAUUACAUAAAGUUCAAGAGUCUGGCAUCAAGAAAAAGGCUGGUCGACCAAAACUCAACAAAGAUUCGAACGAAAACCCAGAAUACAAAAUUAAAAAUAAAGUUGGUCGAAAACCCGGACCAAAACCAACGAUCGAAAUUAUCGAACAAAGAAAAUUGAGAGGUAAAGAAUCUCAAAGAAGAUAUCAAAUGAAAAAGAAACAAGAAUUAGAAAGAUUGAGAAAUUUGGAACAAGAAUUAAAGAUAAUGAAAAGAUACAAUUCGACAGAAUAUAUUAAAGGAUUAAAAAGAUAUAUUAAAGAAUUAAAAGACGAAAGACUCACUUUUAAAAAAGAAAGUGAAGAGAUGAAAAAGGAAAAUGAAAUUCUAAAAAUGGAAAUUGAUGAAUUUAAAGUCGAAAAAAAGAAAUUAGAUAAAGAGAAAAACGAAUUUGAAGAAAUGAUAAAAGAUCUCGAAACAAAAUUCUCGAAUAAUAAAGAUAUAAAAGAAAUAGAGAUAAUUGAAGAAAAAGAAAUAAUCAAAGAAAGUGAAGAAAUGGAUUACAACGAAGAAAAAAAUGAUAAUGAUAAUAUUCAAAAUGAACAGGUAUAUAUAGGAGAAUUUAAUAUUAAUCAAUACAAUGAUUAUAUUCAAUAUUUAAAUACAGAUGUUUUGUUAGAUGAAAAUAGUCUAGUUGAUUUUGAUGAUAAUCUAUUAUCAGAAUAUAUAGAUGAAAAUAAUUACAUUCGUGAUGAUAGAGAUAAAGAUCUUUUAGUUUAUAAAUAUGAUUUUGAUUUUCUUGUAUGUUGUAAAUUUAGACCAAAAGCAAAAGUUGGUUUUAAUGAUGUUGAAAGAAUUUUUAAUGCAGCUAGUUUUUACAAUUCUCAAGGUGUGAUUAUAACAAAUACUGAUUAUUCACCUAAAGCGCAAUUUAUUGCUAAGAAAUCUAAUAUUAUUUUAUCUUAUUCAAAUAAUAUCGUUAAAGAUUUAAAUUUGUUUAUAGAAAAAAGAUUAGAUAAAGAUGAAUUAGAUAUUCUUUAUAAUAUUCUUUAUGAAUAA